AUGCAUCGCAACACAGAAGACUAUCCUCUUCCUAAGCAGCAGCAGCAGCAGCAGCAGCACCAACAGCAGCAGCAGCUGCAGCAGCUGCAGCAGCAGCAGCAGCAGCAGCAGCAAUAUAGUGCUUGGCCUUCCCCUCCUCCUCCUUCCUUACCUCGUACUGUCUCUCGUACUUCUUCUGAUUUCCUCUUCUCUUCUUAUCAUCAUUCUUCCUCUUCUCCCUUCCCUAGUACCUCCUCAAGGGGCCCCCAGGGGUCCCCCCUAGAGGGUACAAGAAGGGGGGCCCCCCAAGGGGUUGAGGCCCCUUGGGGGGUUGGUCCUCAAGGGGGAGGGUCCCCUGGGGGGCCCCCUGAGGGCCUUUCUGUGGGGAGUUCUGGAGGAUCCUUUGGGGGCCCCCCAGGGGGCCCCCUAGGGCACUCAAAUUGGGGGCCCCAAGGGGGCCCCCAGGAGUCAAUGGGGGGCCCCCAGGGUCUACCCUCCUUUCCUGAUGAGAGAGACAGCGGAGACAGAGGAGAAUUACUACUAGAUGGGGGCCCCCAUGUAGGAAGGGGCCCCCUAGGUGGCCAUAGGGGGGCCCCCCUGGGGGGCCCCCAUGAGGACCAUUUGCGGCGUAGUCGUACAGUGCAACCCACAGGCGAAUAUAGUGUACACUACAGACAGCAGCAGCAGCAGCACCAGCAGCAGCAGCAGCAGCAGCAGCAGCAGCAGCAGCAGCAGCAGCAGCAGGGUGAGCAGCAUAGGUGUCAGGUGUGGUUCCACAAUACUGAUGGUUCUGCAGCAGCAGCAGCAGCAGCAGCAGCAGGAGAAGCAGCAACAGCAGCAGGAUCAGGAGAAGCAGCAGAAUCAGGAGAAAAAGAUGCAGCAGCAACAGCAGCAGCAGCAGCAGCAGCAAAAGCAGCAAAGAGACAGGAGGCAAUUGUCCCCGCGCUGCUGCACUACAGCAGUUUAUCUGCAGAUGAAGCAGCAAGACCUGAGCUGUAUGGAGACCUUCAGGUACCUAUAACAUAUGAUAACCCAAUAAACGCUAAGCUAAGAUUAACAGCAUUAAGAAGAGGAGUUCGUGAUUGGGGUAUUGAUUGUGAUAAUAAGUAA
This is a messenger RNA of Eimeria maxima, 1089 nucleotides long. RefSeq lists its product as hypothetical. NCBI's taxonomy places the organism in Eukaryota, Apicomplexa, Conoidasida, Eucoccidiorida, Eimeriidae. The transcript is spliced from 2 exons. The record is from RefSeq and is a predicted model, not a curated record. Bases 1 to 1089 code for a protein of 362 amino acids.